This is a messenger RNA of Ilex paraguariensis (yerba mate), 480 nucleotides long. Lineage: Eukaryota; Viridiplantae; Streptophyta; Magnoliopsida; Aquifoliales; Aquifoliaceae. The record is from the annotation of a GenBank genome assembly.
AUGAUGGGCAUAACAUCUGAAGGAAGCGAAUGUGUUAGGAUUUCAAAACUCAGCAAUAACAAGAAAGAAUAUAUGCCUGUGGAACCCAACUUUUGUACUGUUGUGCCAAGAGCAUUGAACUCUUUAUUCCAACAAUGGGAUGCUCAACCCCCAGCAGGAUUGUGGAACAUAAGUGGAGAGCCAUGCACUGGAACUUCCAUCAAUACAACAGAGUUGGAGGAUCCAAUAAAUAAUCCAUCCAUCAAAUGCGAUUGUAACUUCGAAAAUGGCACCACCUGCCACAUCAUUCAAAUGAGGGUAUACGGUCAGAACACUCGAGGAGUAAUUCCUGAAGUGCUUACCGCUUUCACUUACCUCGAGUUCUUGAAAAUCGAUCAAAAUUCCCAUAGAGGGCCCUUGCCAGCGUUCAUUGGAAACUUAACUACGUUAAAAUUUUGUAAGUUCUGGAUGUUUACUGUUUUGUUAGACAUCUUUAGAUGA